AUGCACUUGGAACGUGAAGAAAUAGCGAUAGCCGAACUCCCGGACGUGGACUCGUUGAAACUGGAUGAAGAAACGUGCAUCAAAUUGGAGGAAAUAAUCUCGCGAGAGUUAGAAGAACUAGACAUCGUGCGUGAGAUAGAGAAACAGCAGCUACUAGCCGAGCAGCAGCAAAAGGCGGAGGCGCGAGCAGAAGAACGGCGAAGGCAAGUGGCCGAACAAGAACAAAUAUACCAACCUGAAGAAAAAUACUAUUCGGACUCGAGUGAAGAUAGCUGGGAGGAUCCGGAUGACGGGUGGUUUGAGAGGCAUUCACCUAGGAAGCCCCGUCGUGUCACUCCUCUCGUAGUACAGACCGAUGAUCCCACUGAAAUGCCAACGGAGGCGGGAAAGGUUGAGGUGUUGGAGGGGCAGCAAGUGGAGGGAGAGAAAGUCGAAGAUGCAGAGUCGAAGAAAAAGAAGAAGAAAAGGAAAAAGAAGAAAAAGAAGAAAUCGCUUGAGAGAAGAAGAUCGUCCAUCGCUCUUUCGAGCCUCACUAGUAGUGGCACCACUGACAAAGACGCUACGAAGAAACCCGUAAAGAAGGUGAAGAAGAAAAAGAAGCCGCCAGCUAUCGUAAACCAUAGGAACUUCGAAAUCGAAAUA
This is a messenger RNA of Priapulus caudatus, 642 nucleotides long. Its product is annotated as RNA polymerase-associated protein CTR9-like. The transcript is spliced from 6 exons. The record is from RefSeq and is a predicted model, not a curated record. The annotation marks the transcript as partial. Lineage: Eukaryota; Metazoa; Priapulida; Priapulimorpha; Priapulimorphida; Priapulidae.